Messenger RNA from Limulus polyphemus (Atlantic horseshoe crab), 3596 nucleotides. Its product is annotated as protein Wnt-1-like. Gene Ontology annotation, molecular function: cytokine activity; frizzled binding. The record is from RefSeq and is a predicted model, not a curated record. Lineage: Eukaryota; Metazoa; Arthropoda; Merostomata; Xiphosura; Limulidae. Bases 574 to 1677 code for a protein of 367 amino acids. Gene Ontology annotation, biological process: canonical Wnt signaling pathway; multicellular organism development; cell fate commitment. The transcript is spliced from 6 exons. Gene Ontology annotation, cellular component: extracellular region.
GUACGCGGUAGACUUCCGAAGUAACACGCUGUAAAGACUAAGCUCAUACGUAGGUGUUUAGAAACAACAAGUAGCAUUAUAGACAACACAUACCUGCAAAGAACUUCAAACCACGACAGUAGUGUUGUAAAAAAGAUAACAUACGCAAUUCACGAGAACUUAGAAGGAUGACUUCGAUGAAAAUAUUUUCUUUUUGUAAAAACUGACUGAAACUACUUCAAAUAUUUCAAAAACUGAAAAUUCCGGACGAAAUAAACGCGGUUUAUUCCAAACGGCCCGAUAGAGACUCGCAGACUUACAAAUGCUUGUACUUGAAAGAGGCUCAUUAGCAAAGAAUGUUCUAUAUCAGUUUCGUGGUGCUUGAAGAUAAACAUCACAUUCAUUAGUUUAAAGAUGUAUUAGUAGGGCUGAAGUCUUUCCUGCUGAUAUAAGCCUUACUUUACCGUUCUCAUAUGGUGAGUGAUAUCAUGGCUAUUGUAGUUGUCCGCUCAACUCAUGGACAUUCAGCGUACGGCUAAAUCAAACUUGGACACUGACUGAUCUUGCAUCUCUAUCGCUCAGAAUAUAAGGCAAAUGACCAUGUAUAAGAGGAAAGAUCACGGUGAAAUAUCCGUUGUUCAUCUGUCAACGAUUCUCUGCGUAACCCUCCUGUUCCUCGUGCCUGUCACCAACGCCACGUGGUGGUUACUGGGAAUGCCUAGCACCUACCACAGCACGCUGGAACUGAAGCCUACGACGUACAAGAACUACUGCAAGAAACUCCACUACUUGGUGGAAAAGCAACAAGAGUUGUGUGGUCUUAACUAUAAUAUCCUGAUGACCGUCGGGCGUGGGGCCAAGAUGGGGAUUGAAGAAUGUCAGUUUCAGUUCAGGAUGAGCCGGUGGAACUGUUCUACUUUCAACAAUACCCCGACAGUUUUUGGUGGAGUUUUAAACGUCAAAAGUCGUGAAAAAGCUUACGUUUAUGCCAUAUCAGCAGCAGGAGUAGCGUACAGCAUCACUAGGGCUUGUAGCAAAGGCGAACUGUCGGAAUGUGGAUGUGACCAGAAAAUUAGGUCACGUGAUACGAAGGGACAAUGGGAGUGGGGCGGCUGUUCAGAAGACGUCCGAUUUGGGUCAAAAUUCAGCAAAGACUUUGUCGACUCGGGAGAAGACCGGAAUACCCCGGAGGGUUUGAUGAACUUACAUAAUAAUCGUGCCGGAAGAAAGGCCCUAAAAAGAAACAAAGAACGUUUGUGCAAGUGCCAUGGCGUGUCCGGUUCCUGCUCCAUGAGAGUUUGCUGGAUGUAUUUGAAACCUUUCAGGUCCGUUGGUCAGUGGCUAACUAAGAGGUUUGAUGGUGCGACUCGCGUUAGGGCGGUACAGAGGCGUAAGAAGCUCCGACUAAGACCUCUCGGAAAAAACAUUAAACGUCCCGGCAAGAAAGAUUUAGUUUACCUUGACGAAUCUCCUGAUUAUUGUAACAGGAACAAAACAUUAGGAGUGUUUGGAACGGCGGGCCGACUGUGCAACCACACGAGCUAUGGCAUGGACGGUUGCAGACUCUUGUGCUGUGGACGAGGUUAUCAAACUGCUUUACGUCGCGUGGAAGAGAAAUGUAACUGUAAAUUCAAGUGGUGUUGUAAAGUAGUAUGUGAACAGUGUAGUUAUGUAAGGGAAGAACACCACUGUAAUUAGAAAAGAAAGUACACACCCGUCCCUCCAAAACUAGGGAAUGUUAGUUAAAGGAGUCAUUCCACGAACAGCAUGGUUCGGAUUGCUCUCUCAGUAUUCUGGAAUCAGCGAGAGAGAAGACAACCCUUCUGAUACCAUACAAACAGUGGUCGCCGAAGUGUCCAUCUGCAUUGUAUCGCUUGUACUGUAUAUAUAUACGCGCAUGUAUAGUUUCGGUUUCUCGAGGCUUGUCUUUUCAGGUAAUUACUAAAUUAACAACCAACAUAAAUGCUCCUUUUCAAUCGGACGUCUUCAGUUCUCCUUUAACACAGUAGACUGCUGUUACAGGCAAGGCCUCUACUGACAGGAAUUGGAACAGAGCAAUCUUAAUCUUGAUAAGAAGGUGUAUUUUAUUUAUAUUUCUUUCAGGUUAACCUGAGUCUGAUUUAGCGAAGUUAAGUCACUCGAGGUAUACCGAAUGAUUCCGAGUGAAAAUUAGAAGUGGCGUUGUCUGUCAACUUAUUAAUAGAUGUCCGUCACAGUAGAGUUGUGUUUUUACAUACAUUUUAACUUCAAUUUUGGUCGCUAAGCGCGCUUCUCUCUAUUCUUUCUUGUAUAGCUGGCUAAUGAUGGAAUAUAUUUUUGUUUUGUAAAAGACAAUGUCAGAUUCACACAAUUGUGACAUUUCACAAGAUACUUUCUAAGCCAGUUGGCUUCCAACAAGUAUAGCCCUAAGUAUUGUUUAGUAUGAGCUGUCAAUACCGCCAUGUUUACAGUAACGAAAUGGUUAGGUCCUCAGUGUAUGCAUAUACAAGUCGUACAACAAAUAGUCGUCUGUUAUUUCUGUGGAUUAUUUAAAAUACACGACUAUCACUCAGCACAUAACCAUUUCACGAAUGUAAGUGUAACGGCUUCUACUUUGUGGUUUGUACAAGCAGUCAUAUUCUGUAGUCUCACAAUGCUAUAUAUAUGUUUUAUAUAUUGUUAUUCUUCGACCUUAAAAAGUAAUAUGCAACACAUUUACAAAGUCUUGAACUUGAUUAACUAGCGUUUAAAGCUAUUACUAUGUUGAAACACAACAAACAUAUUAAAAUAUAACGAGUUGUUAUCUGUAAGACUGUCUAGAUCCAACCCAAUAAUUGUUAGGUUUAACCUCUUUUAUAACUCAACUAUGUUUUUAGAAACGACUUUAGAUAUCGCUAAUAAAAGAAAGGUGUAAAGAACUUGAGUUACAAAGUUUUAACACUGAAAUUGUAAAUUAAUUCAAAGCUAGCUAACCUGCACCCAAACCGUGAUGUAUUUUACUUAAUAAGAACUUGAAAACGCCUUACUUAGUGUAGUGCUAAGCUUUUACACGAGUUUUAAACUAAAAUUAUAGUAUUAUAGCCUAAAUUAAAAAAGUUAACAACAAUAUCCAUACGUGAUAGUGAAGAUAAUUAUUUCAGUUGGAUAACAAUGCGAUUAAUGUAAGUCUUUAUUGGUCCAUUUUUCAGUAUUUAAAUUAUCUCAGUUGAAUAACAAUACGAUUAAUGUAAGUCUUUAUUGGUCCAUUUUUCAGUAUUUAAAUUAUCUCAGUUGGAUAACAAUGCGAUUAAUGUAAGUCUUCAUUGGUCCAUUUUUCAGUAUUUAAAUUAUCUCAGUUGGAUAACAAUGCGAUUAAUGUAAGUCUUUAUUGGUCCAUUUUUCAGUAUUUAAAUUAUCUCAGUUGGAUAACAAUGCGAUUAAUGUAAGUCUUUAUUGGUCCAUUUUUCAGUAUUUAAAUUAUCUCAGUUGGAUAACAAUGCGAUUAAUGUAAGUCCUUAUUGGUCCAUUUUUCAGUAUUUAAAUUAUUUCAGUUGGAUAACAAUGCGAUUAAUGUAAGUCUUUAUUGGUCCAUUUUUCAGUAUUUAAAUUAUUUCAGUUGGAUAACAAUGCGAUUAAUGUAAGUCUUUAUUGGUCCAUUU